AUGUUUAUUCAGUGGAAAAGGAAUCUGCGCCUCUAAAAAUUUCGAAGGUGCGUCCCAAAUCGGCAUCUUGGCUCAGCCCACCGUAUUGCUUAUUGUAGGGAACUGAGAACCCGAGCGCGCAUCCCUGAGCCAUCAUGGCGUCCAAUAAUCCAGUUUCAUAACCUCGGGAGGGAGGGGUCUGGCGUUUCUGGAAGCCGGAGAAGCGGCAGGAGCAGGAGGAGGAGUGGCAGGCGAGACUGAGAGAAACUAGAGGCAGAAAGUAGAGCAGCAUCUAGCCGGGGAAGGAACCGCUGCCGAGAUCCAUUUACAGCGUAGCUCUACUUGGACGUGGGCGUCAGAACAGGAGACAUGGACAUCAUGCAUGCGUUUUAAGCGGGGAUGAGCCAGUCACAUGUGUGCAGCCUGGUGCUGUCAUUGGAUACCGCGCGCGGUGCAGCACAGCGUUAUUUGGGAUAAGCGGUCCCCGUCAGCCGCGGCGCAGCACCGCCGUCCUAGCGCUCCGCUGUGUGGGCACAGAGUCACCGGCGCAGGGAGGGACCCGCCACUAGACCUCACCCACGGGGCGGCGUGAGGGGCGGACUGGGGCUCGCAGCGUCCAACAUCACAUCAGCUCACCACCGCACCGGUCGGAGCGAAGCGGAGUGGAGCGGAGGCUCAGUCAGACUCAGAGCCCCGGCGGGAGGCGAGGGGAGGAAGGUGCGGCCGAAGCGGGAGUGCGAGCGAGGGGCGGUCACUCUGCGAGCAGCAUCCCGGUGCUCCGGGACACGCACCGGCACCUACCUGGAAGACGCGGCGAUUCCCCACGGCCCCUUCCUCCACACAGGAAGACGUCCAACUGAGAGCCGUGGCUUUUGUUUAACUUGGAGGAAAAAAAAAAAUUUAAAGAAAUAAUAAACACAGCGACACAAGCAGUCGCCGGGUUUGGACGGGUUUCUGGAGGAUAAGCCGCCCGUUCCACUCGACCAUGGCCGACGACGACGUGCUCUUCGAGGACGUGUACGAGCUGUGCGAGGUGAUCGGGAAGGGGCCCUUCAGCGUGGUCCGCCGAUGCAUCAACAGGGAAACUGGACAGCAGUUCGCUGUCAAAAUCGUGGACGUGGCCAAGUUCACUUCAAGCCCAGGCCUGAGCACAGAGGACCUCAAGAGAGAAGCCAGCAUCUGCCACAUGCUCAAACACCCGCACAUCGUGGAGCUGCUGGAGACCUACAGCUCGGAUGGGAUGCUCUACAUGGUCUUCGAGUUCAUGGACGGGGCUGACCUGUGCUUCGAGAUUGUGAAGAGAGCUGAUGCCGGAUUCGUCUACAGCGAAGCGGUGGCCAGCCACUACAUGCGGCAGAUCCUGGAGGCGCUGCGUUAUUGCCAUGACAACAAUGUGAUCCAUCGCGACGUGAAGCCCCACUGUGUCCUCCUGGCCUCCAAGGAGAACUCGGCGCCCGUGAAGCUCGGGGGUUUUGGCGUCGCCAUUCAGCUGGGCGAGUCGGGCCUGGUGGCCGGGGGCCGUGUGGGGACGCCGCACUUCAUGGCUCCAGAGGUGGUGAAGCGGGAACCCUACGGCAAGCCGGUGGACGUUUGGGGAUGUGGCGUGAUCCUCUUUAUCCUGCUCAGCGGUUGCCUACCCUUCUACGGCACCAAGGAGAGGCUCUUUGAAGGCAUCAUCAAGGGCAAGUACAAGAUGAACCCGCGACAGUGGAGUCACAUUUCAGAGAGCGCCAAGGACUUGGUGCGUCGCAUGCUGAUGCUCGACCCCGCAGAGAGGAUCACCGUCUACGAGGCCCUCAACCACCCUUGGCUCAAGGAGAGAGACCGCUACGCCUACAAGAUCCACCUUCCUGAGACAGUGGAGCAGCUGAGGAAGUUCAAUGCCCGGAGGAAGCUGAAAGGUGCGGUACUAGCUGCUGUCUCCAGCCACAAGUUCAGCUCCUUUUAUGGCGAUCAGCCUGAAGAGCUGCCAGAUUUCUCAGAAGACCCAACGUCCUCAGGACUGCUAGCUGCGGAAAGGGCCGUGUCACAGGUGCUGGACAGCCUGGAGGAGAUCCACGCUCUGACCGACUGCAGCGAGAAGGACCUGGACUUCCUGCACAGCGUCUUCCAGGACCAGCACCUCCACACUCUGCUGGACCUGUAUGACAAGAUCAACACCAAGUCCUCCCCUCAGAUCCGGAACCCUCCAAGUGACGCUGUCCAGAGAGUCAAAGAGAACUACGCCGAGGAUGACGCAAGCGCUGCUUUGAAACAUCUGGAAUAUGUGCUGGAAGAGAUUUCCUGCUACCCAGAAAACACCGAUGCUAAAGAGUUAAGGCGAAUCCUCACUCAGCCUCAUUUUAUGGCCUUACUGCAGACCCACGAUGUUGUGGCACACGAAGUGUACAGCGAUGAAGCCCUGAGGGUCACGCCCCCACCCACCUCGCCCUACUUGAACGGUGACUCGCCUGAGAGUGCCAAUGGUGACAUGGACCUGGAGAACGUGACACGUGUGCGCCUCGUACAGUUCCAGAAGAACACGGAUGAGCCGAUGGGCAUCACGCUGAAGAUGAACGACUUAAACCAUUGCAUUGUGGCCAGGAUAAUGCAUGGUGGCAUGAUCCACAGACAAGGAACGCUUCACGUUGGAGACGAGAUCCGGGAAAUCAACGGCAUCAGUGUGGCAAACCAGACCGUGGAGCAGCUUCAAAAGAUGCUGAGGGAGAUGCGGGGAAGCAUCACGUUCAAGAUCGUUCCGAGCUACCGCACGCAGUCGUCUUCCUGCGAGAAAGAGUCCCCUUCCACCUCCAGACAGUCCCCUGCCAAUGGGCAUACCAGCAUUAACAGUUCAAUCUUGGACUUGCCUUCCACGAUCCAGCCGAAGGGACGACAGAUCUUCGUGAGAGCGCAGUUUGAGUAUGACCCCGCCAAGGACGACCUGAUUCCCUGCAAGGAGGCCGGCAUACGCUUUAGAGUCGGCGACAUCAUCCAGAUCAUCAGCAAGGAUGACCACAACUGGUGGCAGGGCAAGCUGGAGAACACCAAGAACGGCACAGCUGGCCUCAUCCCCUCCCCCGAGCUGCAGGAGUGGCGCGUGGCCUGUAUGGCGAUGGAGAAGACCAAGCAGGAGCAGCAGGCCAGCUGUACCUGGUUCGGCAAAAAAAAGAAGCAGUACAAGGACAAAUACCUAGCCAAGCACAACGCAGUAUUCGACCAACUAGACCUCGUCACGUACGAAGAAGUCGUGAAGCUGCCGGCGUUUAAAAGGAAAACGUUGGUCCUGCUGGGCGCCCACGGCGUGGGCAGAAGGCACAUCAAGAACACGCUCAUCACGAGGCACCCGGACAGAUUUGCCUAUCCCAUACCACACACCACCAGACCUCCAAAGAAGGAUGAGGAGAAUGGCAAGAACUACUACUUUGUGUCACAUGACCAGAUGAUGCAGGACAUCUCAAACAACGAUUACCUGGAGUACGGCAGCCACGAGGACGCCAUGUACGGCACGCGGCUGGAAACAAUACGCAAGAUCCACGAGCAGGGCCUGAUAUCUAUACUGGAUGUGGAGCCACAGGCCCUCAAGGUCCUACGCACUGCCCAGUUCGCGCCCUACGUUGUCUUCAUUGCUGCCCCGAUCCUAACCCCGAGCAUGAAUGAGGACGAGUCCCUCCAGAGGCUACAGAAGGAGUCAGAGAUCCUGCAGAAGACGUACGGACACUACUUCGACCAGACCAUCAUCAACAACGAGAUCGACGAGACCAUCAGAUGCCUUGAGGAAGCCAUUGACCUGGUGUCCACAACGCCCCAGUGGGUACCCGUUUCUUGGGUUUACUAGGCCCCGCCCACCCUCUGCAUCACCCCAGCCCUUCCCCGUCUUCUUCGCGAUGCACCUGCGGAGCUUCUUUCCUCGGAAGCACCUCAGACACUCGGAAACCUCAGCGUACACGGCCCGCGGUCAGUCGGUCUCAGCCCUUACAGACUACCUAAACGUAGUGUUGUACAAAAUUUAAAUAUUGUCAUGUCCUUAUAGCUAGGAGGCAGCAUUAACUUUUUAAAGAGACGGUAUCCGACAGCAUCCGACAGCAGUCACGAGCACGGAUACGAGGACCGAACGGCAGCGGUACCAGGCCGUUGCCGGAGUCUCCAUGCGUCCUGUGUCAGGUGUGACCGUAGCUCCUCUGCACGCUACAGACGCUGCCUGUGGUGCGGUGCCCACCUCUACUGACAGAUGAAAAGCACAUGAACACUACAGUGUCUUUUGUCUAGCUUCUCGCAUCAUCCGCUUACUUAGUCCACCUCUUUUUUUCAGGGGGGGAUUCUGCUUCACGGGUGAUACCCAUUUCAGCUGUAAGUUUUGUUUACUUCUUGGACACUUGACGGACAGCGCUUUCCUUCCACGUAGAUACUGUCUCUCUAAAUGGUCCCCCCAAUGAUCCGGAGGUCCGAAGGAGGUUUCGUGCAUGUAGAAAUUCUACAACGCUUACAUGCGGUCAGUGUUAUCCGUGUCAAAACUACUGUUACAGCAGAGAACAUUCCAUACGUGUGGAAAAGCAGAAGAAAAAUGACACCUAUGCACAUCCCUUGCAUUCUGGGUAACUUUAUGAACAAACAGUUUUUAAUCAACCAUGUAGUGAGAUAUGUCUGUAAAGUGUCUAGAGUUAAUUUGUCAUAAGAAGAGCUGGGGUGGGGGGGCUUGAUUCCGGAUCCACCCGCGUGUCGUCGAGUACCGUUUUCGGUUGAAUCAGAGCGAGAAUACUGGUUUUUAUUCUGUGUGUAAUUGUUGCGAAAUAGGUGCACAUGUUUUGCAGGUGAAACACUUUGCAAAUGAAGAAGCAGUUUGUGCAUUAAAACAAGGCAAUGUACAUGAAACUGUUCUCUUCAAACAACCUUCUGUAUAUUCCUCUACAAAUGAAGAAGUUCUUCAGUAUGAAGUUUUUUUAAAUAUAUUUCCUUUUAUGUGUUCAAAAAGCGAACGGUCUUUGUAUUUUCUGUCUCCUGGAUCCCGUUGAAAAGCCUUCCGAGCCGCACAGAGCGAACGUUCAAGGUUCAAGUAGGUAGGUAGGUAACGAUCUUGUCGUCUGCGAGUCUCGCGGUGGCUCCACGCUGCCGAGUUACAUCCCCCGGCGAACCGUGGACGGAUCAGAGGGCCGUGGGUUUGACGCCGACAAGCAUCAAAGAGACGGAUCUUCCCUCAGCAUCGGCAUGCGUUUCCCCUGUGUAUCAUUUUUUUCAUUUUCGAAUGAAGUCAUUUUUAUUGCAGGAAGUCAUUGCUUAGAUCAGACGUGUUUCUGCUGGGUAGAGCUGGGUGAGAGAGAGGACGGUCUGGACAACAGUACGAACCACGCGCUGGAACAAGGCUCCUGAACUCACUGCCGUGGCUCUUGCAUGUGAUCCUUUUCAACGUGGCCGACGCCCCUGGUGCGGUGACUUGUAUGU
Molecule: messenger RNA, 5394 nt
Organism: Scleropages formosus (Asian bonytongue)
Lineage: Eukaryota; Metazoa; Chordata; Actinopteri; Osteoglossiformes; Osteoglossidae
Product: peripheral plasma membrane protein CASK-like
Exons: 28
Coding region: 965-3793 (942 amino acids)
Biological process (GO): protein phosphorylation
Molecular function (GO): ATP binding; protein binding; protein kinase activity
Source: RefSeq, a predicted model, not a curated record